AGGAAUAUGCCAGCUGGGUAGGGAUCCUACAAUCAUCAAAAUCAAUUCACCAUAAAAAAGUUGAAGCCUUGAUCGUCUUGUUUCGGAGAAAAACUGUGAAAGGGUUAGUUUCAGGCGCAAACAAGAAUGUUUGGGUGCAGAUGCUUCCACUGGAAUUCGGUGUCCAGAAUGCCACCUUCGAAGCCCGAGACUUUCUCGCUUCCAGCACCACUGCCCCAAUGGCCCCCAGGUCGGGGAUUUGCUUCUGGAAAAAUAAAUCUUGGGGAGCUAGAAGUUGUUAAAAUCUCAAGUUUUGAAUUUAUUUGGAGCUGCAGUAUGUUGCAGGACAAGAAAAAGCGAGUCUCAUUUUACAAACCUGUGGGAAUACCUGAUGGAUUUCAUUGCCUUGGUUACUAUUGUCAACCUGAUGAUAAGCCUUUAAGGGGUUUUGUUCUUGCUGCUCGGGAGGUGUCUUCUUCUGAAUCAGAAAUAAAUUCUAGCGAUGUGGACUCACCGGCUCUGAAAAAGCCCCUUGAUUAUACUUUAGUUUGGAACUCAGAUGAUGGGAAUGAGGAAAGUUUGGAAGGAUGUGGUUUCUUUUGGUUGCCUCAGCCUCCUGAGGGUUAUAAGUCCAUGGGCUAUUUGGUUACUGAUUCCCCUAGAAAACCUGAUAUCGAUGAAGUGAGAUGUGUUCGAACUGACUUGACAGAUAGAUGUGACACCUAUCAUGUUAUUCUUGAUGCCAAAUCUGGAUUUUCAGAAAUGCCAUUCCAGGUUUGGAGUACAAGACCUCGUCAUCGGGGGGUGUUAGGGAGUGGUGUUUCUGUGGGGACUUUCUUUUGUAGUAGCUAUUGGAUAUUUGGAGAAGAGAUAUAUAUUGCAUGCUUGAAGAAUUUUGAUCCUACACUACAUGCAAUGCCAAUUUUGGACCAGAUCCAUGCACUUAUCAACUACUAUGGACCUACCGUUUUCUUUUAUCCUGAUGAGAUCUACUUGCCAUCUUCUGUUUCAUGGUUUUUCAAGAAUGGGGCACUGUUAUAUAAAAAGUGGAUGUUGGUUGGGGAGGCCAUUGAUGCUAGUGGUUCAAAUUUACCAGCUGGUGGAACAAAUGAUGGGGAGUUUUGGAUAGGCUUGCCAAAUAAUGAUCAACAAGAGACCCUCAAGCACGGGAAUUUGAAAAGUGCAAAACUUUAUGUACAUGUGAAGCCUGCACUUGGUGGGACUUUCACUGAUAUUGCUAUGUGGGUUUUUUGUCCCUUCAAUGGUCCAGCCACUCUCAAAAUUGGACUAGUGAAUUAUGCUCUUAGCAAGAUUGGAGAGCAUGUAGGUGAUUGGGAGCAUUAUACUCUCCGCAUAUGCAACUUUACUGGAGAGCUCUGGAGCAUAUACUUCUCCCAGCACAGUGGUGGUGAAUGGGUUGAAGCUUAUGAUUUAGAAUACAUAGAAGGGAAUAAAGCUAUUGUCUACUCAUCAAAGAGUGGACAUGCAAGCUACCCUCAUCCUGGGACUUACAUCCAGGGUUCUGAAAAACUUGGAAUUGGGAUUAGGAAUGAUUGUGCUCGUAGUAAUUUGUAUGUAGAUUCAAGUAAGCAUUAUGAACUUGUUGCAGCAGAGUAUCUUGGAGAAGCGAUAGUUAUUGAGCCUUGUUGGUUGCAGUUUAUGAGAGAAUGGGGUCCAACUAUCAUCUAUGAUUCUAGAUUUGAGUUGGACAAGAUAAUUAAUCGUUUACCCUUGCUGCUCCGUUACUCAGUGCAAAACAUAUUUGCCAAGUUACCGGUAGAGCUAUCUGGGGAGGAAGGUCCUACUGGUCCAAAAGAGAAGAACAACUGGGUGGGUGAUGAGAGAAGCUAGGUUUGUGAUAACCUCUGCCUUGAUGCAUUGCAAUUUUGUUGUUCAUCUGCUGCUGCUAUUGUUUAAUAUUGCACAAGUUUCAAAUUGUUGAAUUCCACACUUGCUCUGGUGCUUUUCUGCUCAGUGCAAAGAGCUGGUAUCUUUGCUCUGGCUGUUGUAGGAUUUUGUACAUUUGUCCUUCUUGUAUAAAUAUUCAAGAUUGCCCAGUACAGCUUUAGUUACUUUAUAUGGAGAGAGGAGGAAGGUGAAGAUGGUUGAAGAUUGCUCAAGCAUGUUUACACAGACUCAUUGGAAUGUUUACACAGGCUUCAGGUUUUUCACCUCAGGACUGGGUGGAGUGUCUGAGACGAUGAAUGUUUGCCUAUAGUUGUAAAAUAUAGCUAAGAACAUGAUGCCCAAGGAAAGUAAAUCUAUUUAUAUUCGUAAUCCAUUUUGUAUCCUUUCAUUUUUCUUACUACAGAUGAAUAGAUGUUUUUCUUCCAG
Molecule: messenger RNA, 2313 nt
Organism: Rubroshorea leprosula
Lineage: Eukaryota; Viridiplantae; Streptophyta; Magnoliopsida; Malvales; Dipterocarpaceae
Source: the annotation of a GenBank genome assembly